Malus domestica (apple) is the source of this 1288-nucleotide messenger RNA. RefSeq names its product B3 domain-containing protein At4g01580-like. NCBI's taxonomy places the organism in Eukaryota, Viridiplantae, Streptophyta, Magnoliopsida, Rosales, Rosaceae. The record is from RefSeq and is a predicted model, not a curated record. Gene Ontology annotation, molecular function: DNA binding.
CUGAGGUUGAGUGGAUUGGUUGGUUUUACAUUUAUUUCAUUUUUCAUCUAACAAUUUCAUUCAUUGGCGACCUUCUCCUAAUUCACCGUCAGUUUAGAACAAGGAAAUACUGGAAUUUCUUCAAAAUGGCUUGUUUAACCCAGGAAACUGAUGACUGCCCGACCACAUAUUCCCCUACCACUCCCCAUUUCUUCAAGAUCAUUGUAAAUGACACUUCCAAAUACAACAAAAUUAAAAUUCCGACGAAAUUUGUGAUGAAAUAUGGAGAUGGUCUGUCAAAUUCAGUUGUUCUUCAGGUUCCAAGUGGUCCGGAAUGGGAGAUGGAACUUAGAAGAUAUGAUGGUGAGGUUUGGUUGGAGAAAGGUUGGCCAGACUUCUCACAUUUUUACUCUCUAGACUUUGCUCAUUGGCUGGUUUUUGGGUACGAAGGGAACUCGAAAUUCCUGGUUCGCAUAUUUGAUAGAAGCUGCACAGAGAUUGAGUAUCCACUACAAACUCCUGAGGAGAAAGAAACUGAUGAAGAUUCCAUUUCCAAUAAUUCUGAUCAUGAUUCUAGUGAUGAUGCUCGUGAUGAUUAUGAGGCUCAUUCUGGCGAUGAUUCUGUUCAAAUCUUAGAGGAAUUGUCACCCUGCCAAAGAGAAACAAAAGGGAAAUCUCCAUUGCCGUGUCCUCGACCUCACAAGAAGGAUAUAACAAGUUCAAGUGGCAAAGCUGGUCCCUCUGCAAGGGCAAAGGCUAAAGCUCUUCAGAUGGUUAGUUCCUUUACAUCUGAAUACCCUUUUCUCAAGGUUGCCAUGCAGCCCACAUAUCUCCAAUAUUGCUAUUUGAGCUUGCGAUCCAAGUUUGUCAAGAAACAUCUUAGCAAGACUUGUGAUCAUGUCUUCCUUCGGCGUUCAGAUGGGAGAACUUGGCGUGUCAAACUAGAACAAUAUGAGACUGGAAGAUGCAGAUUGCUGAGUGGUUGGAAGAAAUUUGUGCAAGAGAAUAGUUUGGCGAUUGGUGAUGUGUGUGUCUUUGUGUUGAUUGACAACAUCAAACCUUUAUUCAAUGUUAUCUUCUUCCCCACCACGUAGAAAGCUGCAAAUUGCACCUCCAAUAAUUGCAAGAGAAGAGUGAUGGAUGAAGUCGUUGAAGUUGAAUAUUGCAACAUGAAUACUACCUAGCUUAAGAUCAUUAUAUAUAUACUUCUUGAUGAUUGAUCAUUCUGUUUAUUCAAACUUUAUAUUAGUUAAUCUGUGCUUGUUUACUUUCCCUUAUUAAUCUAUCAUGUUCUUGGUUCUCCAUUGAA